AUGGCAAAUAAUGGAGAAUACAAGGAGGUGAGUUUAAUAUUGUGUUUAAAUUAUUUUACUAUAUUUUACGUUAGAUUUUAAGGUGUAAUAUUGACUCUUAAAAGCUAAAGUUACUUUUUCUUUAGAACUGUAUACAAAUAUGUAUUUUUUAAGAUGCUUUUUGAUGUAUUGUCGAUUUAUUUGAAAUUAUAUUUUAGUUUGUAAUGACAAAGGAAGAAUAUGAUAAGCCGAUAACUGAUCCUUAUGUCAAGAGUUUGGCCGAAAUGCCUAUUGAGGACCUUAUCGAUGACUAUAAUCCAGGUAUGCAUAACGUUUUACAUUCUUACUACUUUAGGUACUACUCCGAAUCUAAGAUAAUGGUAUGCAAAAGAGUAAUGUUAUUUUAUAUUAAUAAUUUAGGACCAACGAAACCUGAUGGAUCAGUAAACUUCGAAUGUCAUUGUGUAGCUCAUCUGGUGGCAAGUCCUUGUGGACACGAGUUUAGACAAGCGAUCAGUUGUCAGAAGGCUGCAGAAAACGACGAAAUGAAGAAAGGAGAAUGUGCUGAAGAAUUCAUAGAGUUCAUGCAGUGCGCGGUCAGGACGAAUUGUUUUAGGUGUAAGUUGUUUGUUGUUAUUGCAAUGCUUUUAGGUUUAUAACCUUAAACUACUAAUUGUUAUAUAUUAAUUAGGCUACUUUUUUAACGAGAAAAAAUAGUGUUUUAUAUUUGAACGGGAUAAGCAACGUGUAAAAAGGCUUUAAUUUUAAUGUAUUUUUAUAAUUUCAGCGUCAGACCCGGAUCCAGAAGAAGAACAAAAGUAG
This is a messenger RNA of Bursaphelenchus okinawaensis, 801 nucleotides long. The record is from the annotation of a GenBank genome assembly. Lineage: Eukaryota; Metazoa; Nematoda; Chromadorea; Rhabditida; Aphelenchoididae.